UUUACUUCCCAAACAGGGUGAUAUGAUGGCGUCAUUGUUGAGAGUCGUGGCAGCCAGGGCAUCGUUCCCGUCUCAGUUUCACUCUACAAGACUACUUUCUCUUGUAAAGAGAGCAGAGAGAGGCUUCAGUUCCGGCAGAGCAAACCACAACGUUGUCACCUCAGAUUUUCCAGAUAUAGAGUUGACUGCUACCAACUUGACCAGCCACGUCCUGAAGGACGCAGCAGAGUGGCCAGACCAUGUUGCCACAGAAUGUGCAGUGACUGGUAGACGAUACACAUACAGUCAGCUGGUGGACCGCGUGGCCAGGUGGGCAGGGAUGCUGACCCAGCUGGGCAUUAGUAAAGGGGACGUAGUAGCCAUAAUAAUGCUCAACUGUCCAGAAUACCCAAUUGCCAUGCUGGGAGGCAUCAGUAUUGGUGCUACUGUCACAGUCGUCAACACGGCCUACACUCCAGAGGAAACUCUUCGUCAGCUUCAAGACAGCAGGGCCAAGCUGGUGAUAGGAGACACUACCUUGGAAAAGAAGAUUGAGACUUCACUUGUACUAUAUAAAAUGCCUACCAUUUUAGUUAUGAAUGGUCCAUCUAGUAUCAGCGGAGCUCUUAACCUGCGAGAGAUCCUGGAGGACACGUCUCUCCCAUUUAAGGACUGUGCAGAGGUUACCGGCGAAGAAGUGGCACUGAUGCCAUACUCAAGUGGCACCACAGGCAAUCCCAAAGGCGUGUCUCUCUCCCAUCGUGCACUUGCCGCCAAUGUUAAUAUGAUUGUUCAUCCAAGCGUCUUCGUUCCUCGUGAAACAACAGAAUCGUAUCAGGAGAGCUUCUUGUGCUACCUGCCUUUCUUCCACAUCUACGGAAUCUUGGUGAAGAUCCUGGUGGGACUACGGAGGGGUAUCAAGCUGGUGUGUGUGCCUAAAUUUAACCCAGACAUCUUCGUCAAGGAUGUCAAGCAACACAAGGUAAGACUCCUUCACACAGUUCCAUCUGUGUUAAAUUUCUUGAAUCAUUCCCCGUGGAGCACACCCGAGGCCUUGGCGUCCGUUGAUGCAGUAUUGUGUGGUGCUGCCCCAGUUCCUGCCACCUCGGCAACAGUAUUCAGGGAGAAAAUUAAGAAACAUAUCUUCUUCCAGGAAGAUGAUGUCGGGAUUUUUCCUAAUAAAGGGGCCACAGCAGCCACAAUCGACAGUAAAGGGUGGCUUCACACAGGGGAUACGUUGUUAGAGAAAAAGGGUUAUUUUUACCAACUGACCGAACAAAAAAAUGAUCAAGGAAAGGGUUUUGCAAAGUGCCAUCAACUGGAGAACGCAUCGAAGCACCCAACGUAG
Cherax quadricarinatus is the source of this 1327-nucleotide messenger RNA. NCBI's taxonomy places the organism in Eukaryota, Metazoa, Arthropoda, Malacostraca, Decapoda, Parastacidae. The record is from RefSeq and is a predicted model, not a curated record.